Spodoptera littoralis (African cotton leafworm) is the source of this 1107-nucleotide messenger RNA. The record is from the annotation of a GenBank genome assembly. Lineage: Eukaryota; Metazoa; Arthropoda; Insecta; Lepidoptera; Noctuidae.
AUGAAAAGGUUCUCACUUAAGUUUAUGAUUUUUAUGUUAUUGAGUACGUUCACUGUUUUAUAUUUAUAUUCUAAAGUUAACAGUAGCAAUAAAUAUGCUGUUAACGAGCGGCCUGUGCCUUCUAAGGCUUCUAUUAGCAAGGAACCUACACAGAUAGAGAAGGUUGUACUAUCUUUCGUAGUAUGUGACUCGAGAUUCAACGAAUCCCUGAACGUAGUUAAGUCCGUGUUGCUGUUUACAAGAGUUCACGUACACUUCGUAAUAUUCGCUGAUGACAAUUUAAGACCAAAGUUCGAUGAAACUUUAACAAAAUGGAAGCAAGUUACAAAUAACCAGCUGGACUUUGAGCUUCAUAGAGUAAGCUUUCCACAAGAACAUGAGCAAGAUUGGAUGAACCUAUUUAGCAAAUGUGCAGCUCAACGACUAUUUAUUCCUGAACUGAUACCUGACACAGAUGCUAUGAUAUAUGUGGACACAGACACCCUGUUCCUGGGACCUGUGGAGGAGCUGUGGCAGUACUUCACACAGUUCAAUUCCUCACAGAUGUCUGCAAUGUCCCUUGAAGACGACAACCCUAAUGUGUCUUGGUAUCCGAGAUUUGCUAAACAUCCAUUUUAUGGCAAAUUUGGCCUCAACUCUGGUGUGAUGUUAAUGAACUUGACAAGAAUGCGAACAUUUGGCUGGGUAGAAUAUGUCACUCCUAUAAUGUUGAAAUGGAAGCUCUAUAUACCUUGGGGUGAUCAGGACAUAAUAAAUAUAAUAUUUCAUUACCACGAGCGCGCAGUGCACGUGUUGUCAUGCAGGUACAACUACCGCUCGGACCAGUGUAUGUACGGUGACGCCUGUGCCGACGCCACUGACCGCGGCAUUUUCCUGCUGCACGGCAGUCGGAGAGCAUUUCAUAAUAAUAAACAACCAGCCUUUCAGGCGAUAUAUCGUGCGAUAGAUGAGUACGAAAUCGGGACGGAUCCUUCAAAGUAUGUACUUACAAACAUGGACAGGUAUUUCACCGAGGCGUCCCCCUCCAACUGCGGCAACUUGAAGGAAGCUUUCCUUAAAGUUCCAACAAAGACAUUCAGCAAUUUAUAUCCACCACCCGACAGAUAG